Molecule: messenger RNA, 6275 nt
Organism: Triticum aestivum (bread wheat)
Lineage: Eukaryota; Viridiplantae; Streptophyta; Magnoliopsida; Poales; Poaceae
Product: putative pentatricopeptide repeat-containing protein At5g08310, mitochondrial
Exons: 3
Coding region: 143-2638 (831 amino acids)
Molecular function (GO): protein binding
Source: RefSeq, a predicted model, not a curated record
AACCACCGUUCGAGAGUCCCAUCUUCAAGCGACAAAAAAAAGGAGAGAGAAAAACUCGAGAGUCCACCGUUCGUUGCCGCUUGCCGACAGCGUAGCGUCCACCUUCCGCCUCCACUCCGCUGCGUAAAAUCCGGCCGUCUCGAUGGCUCUCCGGCGCAUCGCCGGCGCGUCCACGUCGUCCUCCUUCUUCAAGUCCUUCACCACUGUUCUCCCACAGGCAGCAGAGCCCGCGCCCGCCUCCCCGUCCUACCUCGCCCACCACCUGCUCGACGAAUUCUCCCGCCCGCGCGCCUCCCGCGACGGGGAGCGCCUCCGCCGCCUCGCGGCCCACCUCACCGCUCCCGCCGUGGAAUCCGUCAUCGCGCGGCUCCCGUCCUGGCGCCACGCGCUCGACUUCUUCCGCUGGGCCGACGAGCAGCCGGGCUUCCGCCACUCCUGCUACUCGUUCAACGCCAUGGCCUCGCUCCUGCGGCGCCGCCAGCCCGCCCACCUCGACCGCCUUGCCGCCGACGCGCUCGCCGCGGGCUGCCCCAUGACGCCCGGCGCGCUGGGGUUCCUCCUCCGCUGCCUCGGCGACGCCGGGCUUCCUGACACCGCCGCUCGCGUCUUUGACAGCGCGAGGGCGCGCCUUAGCUGCACUCCCAACUCGUACACCUUCAACUGCCUUCUUGACGCGCUGGCUAAGGCCGGCCGCGCGGACGACGCGGAGGCAAGGCUCCAGGAGAUGCUGGUGAAAUGCGGGGAUGGAAGUGUCGACAAGUACACCCUCACCUCGCUCCUGCAGUGCUACUCCAAUGCAGGCCGUCCAGAUGACGCCAAUGACGUGUUCCAAAGGAUGAGCCAGCAUGGGUGGGUGGACGAGCAUGUGCUGACGAUGCUGGCGGUGGCGUUCAGCAAAUGGGGGAAGGUGGACGGGGCGGUUGAGCUCGUGGGGAGGAUGGAAGUGUUGGGGAUGAGGCCGAGUGAGAAGACACUUAGCGUGCUAGUCCAUGGGUUUGCAAAACAGCGCAGGAUCGACAAAGCCAUUGAGAUGUUUGACAAGAUGGCCACUUAUGGUUAUGUUGCUGAUUUGCCAAUGUACGGCGUGUUAAUUGAGGGUCUCUGCAGGCAGAAGAAAAUAGGAAAGGCGGUGAAAAUAUUUGAGGUAAUGAAGAGCAGCGAGGUUGUUCCUGAUGUCCGCUUACUCAAGAAUAUGAUUGAGGCUUUCAUUCAUGAAGGAGAUUUUGCCAUUGUUGGCCCGUUUAUCAAUGAAAAUGCUGGGAAGUUAAAACCUAGUGAUGUUACUGCACUGUACAAUGUGGUUCUACAAGGGCUUGUUAACCACGGGCAGGUAGAAGUAGCUUAUCAGUUGCUCACCUCAAGGGUACGUGGUGUUCAGGGGAUUAGUGAUGGUUUGACUGUUGGUGCACAUGUGUUCGAUACCAUGCAGGAUGUGAAGCCAAACUCUGAUUCCUUCAACAUUGUUGUGUGCGGCCUUUGUAAGGUUAAGAAGCUGGAUGAUGCCUUAGCUCUCGUAAAGGAUAUGGUUGGCUUUGGCAGCAAGGGAAAGCUAUUGAUGUUUAAUGAUUUGAUCUAUGAGUUGUGCAAUGCAGAUAGGUUAGAUGAAGGAUACAAAUUGUUUAACCAAAUGAAGGAUCUUGGUGUGAUUCCCACGGAGUUCACAUAUAAUUCAUUAUUUUAUGGCAUUUGCAGGAGAAAAGAUCCAAAUGGUGCUUCUGAUUUACUGAGGGAGAUGUGCACCAAUGGACAUAGACCAUGGAUAAAGAAUUGCACAGAAAUGGUGCAACAGCUUUGCUUUAGUGGCAGGAUAACAGAAGCUCUUGGCUUUCUAGAAGAAAUGCUCAAAAUGGGUUUUCUUCCUGAUAUCGUGACAUACUCCGCAGCCAUGAAUGGACUGUGUAAAACCGGUGAGGUGGACAAUGCGUUAGGACUCUUCCGUGACAUUUCUGCCAAAUCUUAUCUUCCUGAUGUGGUAGCACAUAAUAUCUUGAUAAAUGGGUUCCGUCUAUCAGGUAAAUUAAAUGAGGCGCAAGAAAUUAUGGAAGAGAUGUUGGAGAAGGGUCUGUUUCCGUCUGUUGUUACCUACAACCUUAUGAUCGAUGUUUGGUGCAAGUCUGGCAAUAUUGAAAAAGCGGUUGAUUGCUUAAAUAAAAUGGUUGAUGAAGAAAAGUCGCCAACAGUAGUUACAUAUACAAGCUUGAUAGAUGGACUCUGCGGUGCUGGAAGACCUGACGAAGCCAUUGUUUUGUGGCACAAAAUGAGUGAUAAAAGUUGUGCUCCAAAUAAGAUAGCUUAUACUGCUUUUGUAAAUGGAUUGUGCAAGUGUGGUCGAGUAGAGACUGCUCUGACCUACUAUGAGGAGAUGAUGACGAAAGGUUUUGUGUUAGAUACCUUUUCCUGCUUAUAUUUUAUAAAUGCUUUGAUAUCAAAUGGGAAUACAACUAAAGGAUGUGAACUUCUGAAAGAGGUUCUUCAAAGGGACAUGACACAGGGUGAUGAUUUGAAAAUGGUAGGAUUGAUAAAUAAAGCAGUUGAAGUGUUGUCUAAAGAUGGAAGAACUUCUCCAGAGAUAAGUAUACUUGUAGAGAAAGGUUUAAUUUCAAGGGCUCAAACUAUGGGCAAGAAAGAUGGAAACUGACAUUUGUUGCUGGCAUGAGUUUUGGAUGAUUUCCUCAAGUCCUUGUCUCUAACCAGGAAGCCCUUUCCUGCUGCUAGCAGAUUGUUCCUACUGUGUGCAACUACUUUCUCAAGGUCCUGUAUGUUAAUUGUUGGCAGCUUGGGGCUUAAGAUCAAUGGAACUAAAUUUGUGGAGUUCUCAAUAGGUGUUCCUCAUGGUUGCUUCUGAAUUGGAUGAACACCUUCUGGUUUAAAUAUCCUUUAUAGGCCCCAGUCGUAUCCAAGACUUCAAGUGUUGAUUCAAAUACCGUAUGUAAUUGUAGAACUAAAUGUGAUAUGGUGUAUGUGAAGGCUGCCGAAUUUGCUAAGAGAAAUAUGGAAGAAGAAGGCUUUAUGAUGGAAGUCUCUCACAUUGGGAGGGGAGGAGAUUAAAAAAUGCCGAGUCUAUGGUGUUGAAUGAUAUUCCUGAUAAGGUGAGUUGGGCUCAUGCUAAGAACAAGCUGUUUUUAACCAAAUCUGUUUAUAAGUGGUUGGAGAAUGGGCUUGCUGGGGCUAAUAAUCAAUGGAUUGGGAGAGCGCACAUCCCAGUAAUGAUUAAGGUCUUUGUGUGUCAGUUAUUUCAGAACUCUAUUCUGACACGUGAUAAUUUGCGCAAGAGAAACUGCCUGGAAAUCCUUUGUUCUUUUUGUGGUGAUGUUACAACGGCCAAGCACUUGUUUUUCUCAUGUAGUGUGUGGCUAAGUCGGCCUGGGGAACUAUUCGCAGGAUUCCGGGCACCUCUUAUUGUCCUAGGAAUUUGUGGCAAAGUUUGACAUGGCUGUAUGCUUUCUUGCCGGGCAGGUCCAAAUUCUAUGUGAUGUGUAUUGCAGCUGUUUGCUGGGGAAUAUGGAGUGUCGGCAAUAAGGUCACCCUUGAGAAGCAUAAGAUGCAAUCCCCUGUGGAAGUUGUGUUUACAAUCUGUGCACUUCUCUUAUACUGGGCAGGUUUGCUCAAAAGUGAGGAGCAAGGCGUCUUCAGGGCCCGAGUCGAGACACUGAUACUCUGAUAAAUGAGGCUACCACUCUUGCGUCUCUCAUGAGUUCGGCUUCUUCAGGGGGCGAAAACAUCUUGUAUUCCUGGAGCUUGCGUCCGGAGGGAUCUGGAGGCCGAGUGCUUGGAGUAAUGCGAAGCUGGGGUCUCCUGUAGUCGUUUAUUUAAGUGGCUGUAGAAUUGCACCUGUGUUUUGUGUCUUUUGGAUUGCUCCUGCAAUGUUGGCAGUAGAUGCAUGUCUGUUACUCCCUCCGUUCCAAAUUACUCGUCGUGGUUUUAGUUCAAAACCACGACGAGUAAUUUGGAACGGAGGGAGUAGAACUUAUGCUGGUUUGGUGGUAGCAGGUUUUUGCCCGGUGGUGGGUGGUUCGAUGGCGAACUAUCUACAGCGGGUUUCCUGCUAUCUGCCCAGACUGGUAAUGGCUUAGUAAUAAGCUUUCGAUAGAGAGAAUUCCUUAUUGAGAGAACUCUUGAUCUUUCAAUGCGUCUCUCCGUCAGAACUGAUCGGCAAGGCACAAUAUGCCGUUUAUUACUCUCCACCAAAAGCUUCUCACUUUGGGAUUGGGAGGAACAUCCAUGGCCCGAAGUUUCUUCCAGUGAUUACUGUUACCUGAGUGGUUGCCCUCCAUACACUUGGCCCUGAUUCAGAUUGGGUGGUUGGCAGUAACGCUAUGUCAUUGUCUCCUCCCAUUUAUACGUGACGACGUCUUCCCUUAUCUUAGUCUUGCCUGCUCGCCGGCAGGGUUGAAGGCUUGAAGCUCCUCGGUCCUGAGCGAGAGGGCAGGGGGUCAUCUCCGGCGGUAGCCUGGUUGUGUUGGUGCCACGAAGGCCGGUGGUUUCUUCCAGGUGACAUGCGUUCUUGUGCCAUUGGCGGCCUUAGGUUGUGUCUCGUGGUGGUCCGGCCUCCCCUAUGAUUUUUCUCGGCGGCUUUCUGACAUCAUCUAGUUGUGUACUCAUGGUACUUAUUAGCGGUGUUUGGUGUGUUUUGUCGUGCUUUUGUUUGAUCAACUUGCGAAAAAAAAAACUUGUAUGAAGAUUUCCUCAACAACUUGUCAUUCGGCCAUGUGGCUAUAUUUAUUUAUAAAGUAGGGUGAAAGCAUGCUUCAAGAGACUCCUUGGCGAGGAUAUCUUGAAGAAAAGCCCAAACGUUUAACAGGCCGCGAGUACUCCACUGCUGUGCGCCAGGGCCGCCAAAGCUGAGCCGGAUGUCGGCAUGAGUGAACUCUGGCAAGAAGAUGAUGGCAGGAGGCGGACCCAAGGCUUCGUCGACCUGGCCCUCAUAGGCUACAGGGACACUCAUGACACCACCAUCAGCAAGAAUGGGACACCAGGUCAGUACCCUCUAGGGUCUAUGUCCCCCAACUUCUGUAACCGGGAUUUGUUCUGCAGCUUCAGUGUACAAUUGUUACUAUAAUUUGUUCAUGUAUAUUAUGUUUGGUAUCUUAUUUUAAUGGGAUGCUAAUCAGAUUGUGUUUGGAAGAAGAGAAUAAUAGGAUAUGUUUUGCUAUGAUACCAGACUUUGUUUGAAGCUAUUAUAGUACUCUAAAAAAGUUUGAAUGCAAAUAGUAGGUGACUUUGUGAUCUACCUAUGUACACGUGCUAUGAUCAGACUGAAGUUUAGUGUUAAUCUGCUACAGUAGUGGAGCGAAACAGAUUUCCUUAAUUUUGUGUAGAUACUUAAUUUAGACUCCUUUGGCAAAAAAAAAGUAGUCUUGAUCCAUCCAAGUUGUUAUGCACCCAAAUGAUUUACCGGAACUAUUGUUGUAGUCUCCAUUAUGAAAGUGUUGGAGAUAAGUUACAAGUAAUCUAAAGAGUAGUUUACUGAAUGUGCCGAAUAAGGUGUCAACAAAGUUCUGGUUUUCAUUUCAGUUUUCAACCAUUUUUGUUUUACCGGGAUGUUAAUCUGCUAGUUGCGUGAAAAAGAAUGUUAGAGCUUGAAGUUGACGUAGAGUAGCCAUGGUACUUUGGCGUUUUAUUUUGCAGCCGACGGUGGUACCAUGUCUACCAUCGCCCUCCGAGGAACUAAGACAACCAGCAACGCGUUCCUGGUAAGAUCCUUAGUUCCCAGUGCAUGAAAGAUAUGGCGGGGUGGCGGUUCGCCAUUCAUAUGGGAGCAAACUACUGAUCGGAGAGACUGGGCGCAGGAGCUGAGGGCAUCUUCAACACCGACACACAAACCUCCUGCAUGCAUGCGUCCGGAUCAGGUUGUUCAAAGCGCGGAAGUCAUUUAAUGCGGUCUUGUGUCGGUCCGCGGUGCGGUUCGGAUGUGUUUUCUACCGUAAAUUGAAGACAAACGUGUGGGGGAGGGGGGUUUGCAGGAGUCUGAACCGUUCUCAAGCCCUCUUCUAACCGCCCUGGCCCACCCAAAACCCCUUCCCCCUCCCGCGCGUUUUUGGUCAGUGCUACUCUAGAGCAUCAGCAUCCGCUCCGGGAGGGGAAAAUCGAAGCCAUCGUCAUCACCAACAACUCUCUCAUCAUGGGAGGGCCAAUCUUCAUCAACAUCUUUAACAACACCAUUUCAUCUCAAACGCUAGUUCAUCUCUUGUAUUCAAUCUUUGUAUCAAAACCUCAGAUUGGUACAUGUGGGUUGCUAGUAGUGUUGAUUACAUCUUGUAGUUGAUGCUAAUUGG